Otolemur garnettii (small-eared galago) is the source of this 2842-nucleotide messenger RNA. RefSeq names its product GRB2 associated binding protein 2 (gene GAB2). The coding region runs from base 37 to 1962 and encodes 641 amino acids. Lineage: Eukaryota; Metazoa; Chordata; Mammalia; Primates; Galagidae. The transcript is spliced from 9 exons. The record is from RefSeq and is a predicted model, not a curated record.
UGGAAGAAGCGCUGGUUUAUCCUGCGGAGUGGCCGGAUGAGUGGAGACCCAGAUGUUUUGGAAUACUACAAGAAUGAUCACUCCAAGAAGCCCCUGCGGAUCAUCAACCUGAACUUCUGUGAGCAGGUGGAUGCAGGCCUGACCUUUAACAAAAAGGAGCUGCAGGAUAGUUUCGUGUUUGACAUCAAGACCAGUGAGCGCACCUUUUACCUGGUGGCUGAGACAGAAGAGGACAUGAACAAGUGGGUCCAGAGCAUCUGUCAGAUCUGUGGCUUCAACCAGGCUGAAGAGAGCACAGACUCACUGAGAAACAUCUCUGCAGCCAGUCACCAUGGCCCCCGCUCUUCCCCGGCUGAGCUCAGCAGCUCCAAUCAGCACCUUCUCCGAGAACGAAAGUCCUCAGCACCAUCGCACUCCAGCCAGCCAACCCUGUUCACGUUUGAGCCCCCCAUGUCGAACCAUGUGCAGCCCACCUUGUCCACUAGCGCGCCUCAGGAGUAUCUCUACUUGCACCAGUGCAUAAGCCGGAGAGCAGAAAACGCAAGGAGUGCCAGCUUCUCUCAGGGCACCAGGGCCUCAUUUCUCAUGAGGAGCGACACAGCUGUACAAAAACUUGCCCAGGGCAAUGGACACUGUGUCAACGGGGUCAGUGGUCAAGUCCAUGGCUUCUAUAGCCUUCCCAAGCCAAGCCGGCACAAUGCAGAAUUCAGAGACAGUGCCUAUGACCUCCCCCGGAGCCUGGCCUCCCAUGGCCACACAAAGAGCAGCCUCACAGGCUCCGAGACAGAUAACGAGGAUGUAUACACCUUCAAGACGCCCAGCAACACACUGUGCCGGGAGUUUGGAGACCUCCUGGUAGACAAUAUGGACGUUCCAGCCACCCCACUGUCAGCCUACCAGAUCCCAAGGACAUUCACUCUGGAUAAAAACCACAAUACCAUGGCAGUGGCCUCUCCUGGGGAUUCAGCCAUAGCUCCUCCACCCCGCCCCCCCAAGCCAAGUCAAGCAGAAACACCUCGAUGGGGCAGCCCUCAGCAGAAACCUCCAGUCAGUGAGAAUAACAGAUCUGUUUCCAUCGCUGCCACCAUCCCAAGGCGCAAUACUCUUCCUGCCAUGGACAACAGCCGACUUCACCGAGCUUCUUCCUGUGAGACCUACGAGUGCCCCCAGCGUGGUGGAGAGGGUGCAUCCAGGUCCGCUGGGUCCAUGAGUGAUGGAGUCAGUUCUUUCCUGCCAGGGAAAACAGUUGUGGGCCGAUCAGAUAGCACCAGUUCUGAAGACAACUACGUGCCCAUGAACCCAGGUUCCUCCACCCUCCUGGCCAUGGAGAGAGCAGGUGAUAAUUCCCAGAGUGUCUACAUCCCCAUGAGCCCAGGGCCCCAUCACUUUGACCCACUUGGCUACCCAUCCACAACCCUUCCUAUGCACCGAGGCCCCAGCCGAGGAAGUGAGAUCCAGCCACCCCCUGUCAAUCGCAACCUCAAACCUGAUCGGAAAGCAAAGCCAACACCCCUUGACCUGAGAAACAACACCGUCAUCGAUGAGCUCCCUUUCAAAUCACCCAUCACCAAGUCUUGGUCUAGGGCCAACCACAGCUUCAACCCCAGCUCUUCCCAGUACUGCCGCCCUAUCUCUACGCAGAGCAUCACCAGCACGGACUCGGGAGACAGCGAGGAGAACUAUGUCCCUAUGCAAAACCCAGUGUCUGCAUCUCCUGUUCCCAGCGGCACCAACAGUCCAGCCCCUAAGAAGAGCACGGGCAGUGUCGAUUAUCUGGCCCUGGACUUCCAGCCAAGCUCCCCAAGCCCCCACCGCAAGCCAUCCACUUCAUCCGUCACUUCUGAUGAGAAGGUGGAUUAUGUUCAGGUGGACAAGGAGAAGACCCAGGCCCUACAGAACACCAUGCAGGAGUGGACAGACGUUCGGCAAUCCUCGGAGCCUUCCAAGGGCGCCAAGCUGUGACCCGAGGAGGGGACACCAAGCCUAGGGAGGGGCCAGGAGGCAGUGUCUCCAGAGCUCCGCUCUCCACCUUCCCUCCCUUCCCCUUCCCCAACACCUUUCCUUUCUGCCACUCUCGGCCUUCAAAGCACUUGACAUCAGGGACCCUGAACCCUUCCCCUGGGAGGUUAGGGCCUGAUCAAGGCACUUCCUCUGCCCACUCGGGGCCCACUUGUGAUUUUUAUCAGUAAUGGCCAUGCCUCCACUCACCUUAGUUAGGAGCUAUUGCCAAAAACAUCCUUCAGCCUCUUCCUGGCCUUUAGACCUAUCUACCAGACGUUUGGAGAGAGGGGUUGGGGCUCUGAGCCAGAUACCACGCCUCACAUUCAGUCACAGUCCUCAGCCCUCUUCCCUCCAGCCACUGGGCUACCUCUCCUUCAGUCCCAGGAGAAGACAAAUCGUCUCACUAACCCAGGGAGCCGAGGACCAGCAGACCAAAGUACAGAUGGACUUUUUCAUCCCUGUUUUUCUUGGCAGAGGGAGGUAAGGCCACCAAAAGAUGAAAUAGUUGAGAAGAAAGGCCAGAGGUGGUCCUGAGAGGCAAACGGAUUAGGUCUCCAGACACAGAAAGGCAGCUGAUACCUGGAGGGGGUCCCGACUUUCAGGCUGAGGCCAUGGCAGGGCAGCAGCUGUGGUUGGGCAGGCAAAAGGAUGAAAGACAAAAGGAAGGGAGAAGUGAUGAUAGGCAGCCGAGGAGCAUCAGGGCUUGCAGCUCAGGAGAUGGCGGUGACAAGGACAGUGUCUGGUCAGGGUCUCCCAAACUCAGGAGCCACAGGCCUACUUUGUCACUCUCUGAUGAUGCCACUCUGGGCCAGAGGCAGUCUUCUCCUCCAACUCCCCUCAG